AUGAGCGCGGCUGAGGACGGGCCAGACAUGUUGGAGGUCCGAGGGCGUCCAGGGGAGGAGGGGCAAGUGUUCAGGAGGCCCAGGAGCACUCUGGGGACGAAGACAGCAUCGAUGCCGUGGGAAGGACCGUGGAUAGAGAUCGAGCGAGGGAGCAGCAAAAAGGUCAUCCGCAACAAGAUUUACACUUCCCCUGCUGGCUACGUCAGGAGGGAGUACUCCAACUACAAAGCCCUCCACGGGUUGACGACCCAGUUUUCCUCCAGCUCGCUCUCACCUUCUGUCUCUUCUCACAGCAUGAUCAGCAUGCAAGAAGAGCUGAGGGCGGGGGAGGGAGCAUCGAGGAGGGCGAGGAGCCGACCAGGAACCAGCGUAGGAAAGCUUCCUCGCCCUGAUUCAUCUCCUGCAACUAUCUUGAACGAUCUCUCAGCUCAGGUCAGCAGAAACUUCGUGAGGCCCAAGUCUAGCCUUGGAACCUAUUCGCUGGGUUAUCGAGCUCACACUCCAGCAUGGAGGGAGAAGCCGCCGCCUGCUCGCACGCCCCUGCGGCCUGUCACAGCGAUGCCCUUGUCAAAGCAGAAGCAGCUGGAGGAGAAGGUGAAGACGGAGAUGUACGGAGAUCUAGUGCAAUCGAAGGUGGAGGAGGACGCAGCCUCGACAAGAGAGAAGACGCUUCUGGCAAGUCCUCAUGGCAGAAAGGACGAGGAGCUCAAGCCUCCGAAGCCUCUGCUUCGAGACAAGUCCCUCACCUUCUCUGACAGCACCUUGUCAGCCAAGGAUGUGCCUGAGGACGAGUCGAUGUCCGGUCAGAGCUUCAAGGAGAGGAAGGGGAUGACUCCCGCGCGCAAGAGAUUGACUAACGUCAUGGGAGCUGAGGGGUUCAGUAGAGUCUGGACGUCAGACAAGUCGCUGGAGGACAUUGACCCGUCGCUCUACUUCAAGAUGCGAAUGAAGAUGAGGGGCUUGAAGGAAAGGACCUCUAUGAAGGUGCUCGAUACCCAACAAUGGAUCGGUCUCCUUCUGUACGCGGAAGGCAAGAAUGAAAGAAUCCCGUUGAACAAGAAUGCAGAACGAUGGAUCAGUGGGUUGGACACGUUCUUGGACAAGAGAGCAAGGUUGCGCAUCUACGAACAGCAGCUUGCAAGAGCUGAUGCUGACUUGAGAGAUGCCAUGCUGGAAGUGAAUAGAAUUGAGAGUCUGCUCAAGAUAGAGCAAGGGUCCAAGAAGAAGAAUCUUGAAGAUGAACUCACCAUAGCAAUGGACAGCAAGGAUGAACUGUUGAACGAGAGAAGGAGGCUUCAGAUGCUCGUCAACACAUUCACCAUCGGAGCGGAAGAGCUCCAAGACCUGACAGCUGAAGAAGACUUUUAUACUGGCGAUCCCAACAAAUGGUCGGACAUUCUCAGGACCUACAGAGAAUCCGAUGAGAAUCUUAUCAAGCUCAAAGAAGGCUUGAACGAGAGCAAGAGCGGUUGGUUCGAGCUGAACGCAGACAUUGACAUCGACAAGUACCCCAUCUACUCCUCGGCUCCCCUCUCACCAUCCGCUCAUGAGAUUGCUAAUAACUCAACCAACAAUUUGAAGAAUCAGAAAAAGACAGUGCCUACAUAUGAACGACGAACGUCGAGGAGACGAUCAUUGAUAACCAUGCAAAGUUUGUCGUCAAUGAAGGAGAAAGGCUCGCAGAGGAAGAUGAGCGUCGCCAAGAGCAAGGUACAGAAAGCAAAGUCAGUAGAACAAGGCAAGGGGGAGGCAGACGAGCCUGUGGUGGUUCAAGAAGAGCAGCAGCAGCAGGAGCGCAAAGGCGACGAUGAUUCGGAUGAGGAGAAUAUUGAUGAGCAGGUGAAGAACCUGUUAAGUUCGAUGCAGCAGGAGAAUUCAGCUGCUCUCAAUCAAGCUCUGAUGCGACUCAAGUAUCCCGUGCAGACUGGGACGAUGCGAACGUGGCGAGAGUAUGCGGAUGACUUGAGGAGGGUCAAGAAGUCGUACUUGACCAUCUACGAGAGGAUCUGCGAGCACUUCAAAGUCCCUGCCACCGGCCUCGUCGCCAUCCGCAGGUUCCUCAACGACCCUCUCUGCUCCAAGAUCAGCGUGGCAGGAGAGAACUACAACAACUUCCACCUGACCGCCCUCGACGGCAUGAUGCGCGGAGUCGACCUGACGGGCGGAAACGCCGUUAUCCCUCCGGUCCUCUCCUUCAAGAAGUCAAUGGACCUGAUGGGCUUGAGGUCGUUUGACUGCUCUAACAACAACCUCCGGGCCGAGGGCAUGUCCAUCCUCGUUGACAUGUUGACGUCCUGCGGCCUUGACGUCGAGUAUCUCAACGUGUCCGCCAACAGGAUAGGCAAGGAAGGGGCGCAGAAGAUCGCCAAGUUCCUCUCGAUCCCCAACUCCUCUAUCCAAGAGCUUCACUGCGACAUGAACGACAUCGGAGACGUCGGAAUGCGAGCGAUCGCCCUUGUCCUGCCCAAGACUCAGCUCAAGGUGCUCUCAGUGCAGAAGAACAAGAUCAGCAAGCUGGGAGCUGUCGCUCUCAGGAGGAUGAUUGCGUCAGAGUCCGUCUGCCUCCAAGACCUGGACGUCUCAUGGAACGAGAUCCUGACCGACGGGGCCUGCACCUUCGCUGAGGGCCUGGCGGACAACAAGUCACUGAGGAGGCUGAACCUCGAGUGGAGCGGGUUCGGGAGCGAGAAGGCGCUCAGCGCUCUGUUCCACGCGCUGAAGACAUGCCCGCUGCAAGUGGUGGACCUCUCGAGCAAUCAGAUCGACUCCUACGGCUGCCUCGUUGUCUCUGCGGGCAUUGAGAGCACCCAGGGGCUGAAGCAGCUCAAGCUCGACAACAACCCGCUGGCAAGGCAGGGCAUCCGAGAGCUCCUGCGAUGCUCCGCCAGGGCCAAGGAGAGGAGGAGCGUUGAGCGAGCCAUCUCUCUGGAGAACUGCGACUUCGGCGAAGUUUCUUCCUGCGUCUUCGACCCCUUGGAGCCUGCUGGGAGCUAUCGGCUUGACAUGGGGAGGGCCAGCCACCGCAGAAUCUUCGAGGUGCUCCUCGAGUUCAACGCGCAAGGACGAGGCAGGUUUGACAAGAGCUCAGCUACCCUCAAGCUGGAUAGGAAGGGAGAAACGAGCAGCAAGACCUUCUCUCUCUCCUCCUCCAACCUCCUCGACUCGACAAGCCUGCCGCUUGAAGGUAUCCUCGAGUUCGGCUUCGUGGAGAACGGGCUCCCGUCCCCGUGCGACCAGUACCUGAGGGAGGAGGCGAUGAAAGCUCUCCUGGACCAGCUAAACCGACGAGACUUAAGCGCAGCGCUGAAGAAGAGGAGCAUGCAGACAGCCGUGGGCUGCUUGUACCUGAAGCUCGAAGACUUCGAGGCCAUGUUUGCUCGGAUCAACGUCAAUGACGUCGACUACCGCAUGGACUUCGUGAUGACCGUCUACCAUCGAGUCAUCGACCUCGACGACGCGACGAAGCUGUUGAGAUACCUGUCAGAUGCGGAGGCGAGGAACGUGGAAGCUCGGAUAGGAAAAGACCACCUCCACUUCUCCUCCAGCAACCCGACGGGUCACUACCAUCUCAACCUUGACAAGCCACCCCACAGGAAUAUGGCGUGUCGUCUGCUCAGCAUGAGGUUUCAGAUGCUGCCGGUAGAGGACAAGAUCGUCAAGUACUACUCGAACCGCAAGGGCGGACAGCGAGAGGUGGCAAGGAUCGGAGUUUGCUGGCGGAACUGCCGACUGUCCGGACUGCCCUUUGACAUCGAGGCGGACUGGAAUCUGCCGUUCAAGGGGAUACUGGAGCUUGACUAUGUGUGCUUGGACCGACCAGAUGGGGAGGAGGCGAUGAGCGAUGAGGAGUUCGACGAGCUGGUGCUGAGGCGAUGGGAUGAAAAGUCUCAGUUUCUCAACCUGCAGAUCUUGUCCAACGAAAGGAAGAUCUCCCUCUUGAGAGAAGUCUCAAACACACACUACUUCUCCUGUGCCCAGGUCUCGUCUCUGCUUGCUCGUCUCGCCCCGGUCAAGCAGCACAAGUGCCGCCUGCAGGUCAUCUUCGCAUGCUGGUCAAGGGUGGUGGACUAUCAUGGCCUGCCCAACGUUCUCAAGACUCUCACAUCCUCUGAGAGGAAAGAAGUGGUGCGAGCCUUCGGCGUCGUCAACAUCUUUGACGAGCUGCUUGCUGCCGACUACUAUGACCUUGACCUCUCCGACGUCGGAGACCGGUUCGUCAUGCAGGAGCUGGUCCAUCUCAAGUGCAAGGAACCCUCGUCAGCGUUGGUGCGUGUUUGCUACGAGGGGAAGGAGUUCGAGGUGCCGGAGGAGUGGGCGGAGGGGGAGGUGCCGAGGAAGGGAAGGAUUUCUUGCUUCUUCACCCGCACACAGGCUGUGCUGCAGAAGGUUUUCGAGCAAGGGGCAGUCGAUCACACGCAGAAGAAGCCCGCUCCCUCCUCGCUCAGCUCGUACUCGUUGGACUUCCUCGAGGACUUCUACGAGGGGGGCAUCUGUUCUCCUGUGGACGACUUGUGGUUCUUCCCCUUGCUUGCUCGCCGAGUCUUCCUCAAGCUCGUCGAAGUGGUUGACAGCCCCGACCGAUUCGUGCAGACGAUUUUCAAGGGUCAGUACCAGCUGGCGAGCAAAGAGCUCGAGACGAGGAUGCGCGUGUUUGGCGUCAGUUUCAACCAGGACGAGGUUCUGACGCUCAAGUCGCUGAUUGAGGACGAAGAGCAGAACAUCUCUCCUCAGCUGUUCGCCUCCUUCUGGCAGGAGCACGAUGCAAAACUGAGGCACGCUGGGCGGAGGGAGAAGGGGGAGGAGGAGAUCUAG
Guillardia theta CCMP2712 is the source of this 4812-nucleotide messenger RNA. RefSeq lists its product as hypothetical. The transcript has 5 exons. Bases 1 to 4812 code for a protein of 1603 amino acids. NCBI's taxonomy places the organism in Eukaryota, Cryptophyceae, Pyrenomonadales, Geminigeraceae. Gene Ontology annotation, biological process: nucleocytoplasmic transport; activation of GTPase activity. Gene Ontology annotation, cellular component: cytosol; perinuclear region of cytoplasm; nucleus. Gene Ontology annotation, molecular function: GTPase activator activity; small GTPase binding. The record is from RefSeq and is a predicted model, not a curated record.